UUCGCAUACAGCAAGCAAUUUAAAAAACAAGUAAAUGCUGCAAAAUAUAUUGCAUAUUUAUAAAACAUGUAGCAUAUAUAGUUACUGGAUUUAAAGAUACUUUUAAUUCUAUUGCCGUUGAACAGCACUCACAUCCUGAACACAAACAACAGUGUUACAAGCUCUGAUGACGACCAGCAAAGACGAUGUUGUUCCAGCAUUUGGGAAGGACAUUAGAAAGGAGUUUAUGCUACGUGAGAACAGUGUGUUUCUAAACCAUGGUGCUUACGGGAGCAUACCAAGAUAUGUACAUGAAAGACAAGCCAGGUAUUUGACUGAACUUGAGUCACAUCCAGACAUUUGGUUCCGAUACAACGUUUGUACAUACCUUCGAACAUCAACGGCUAAAGUGGCAACGUUUAUGGGUAUACAUACCGAGGACACAUUCCUCGUGCAAAAUGUGACUAGAGCUAUAAAUACAGUUCUGAAGUCGUUUCCUCUACAGAAAUCAGAUGCGUUCCUUAUUACGUCAUUAACGUAUGUUGGUGUAAAAAUGAUCUCAGCUGCGACUGUUGCUAGGGUGGAAGAUCAUAUAACAAGCCCAUCAUCUAUUGUGCUACCAGUCAAACAUAUCGUAGAAGUUUGUCAUCAACAUGGUAUGGUUAUUGUCGUAGACGCUGCUCACAUUCCAGGUCAACUUAAAGUAGAUGUUCAGGACAUUGAUGCUGAUUUCUAUACCGGUAAUUUACACAAAUGGCUAUUCUGUCCUCGGGCUUGUGCUUUCAUUUGGACGAAUCCAAAACGUCAUCAUGCUUGGUUCAAGCCCCUAGUAACUUCUACUUUGGACAAUGAAUCUUUGCAUGAUGCAUUUGCACAUGAAGGAACAAGAGAUGACACGUCUUACGUUUGUUCUGCUGACGGAAUUUAUUAUUACGAGCGACUAGGAGGAAUGUUUAAUGUAUUACUAUCAUUGAAAAAUUUAGGGUCUAUCUCUACAUUCAAUGUUCACGUUUAUAAACAUAUGAUGCACAAUUUGCUUACAUACUUUAAAAUAAUUCAGGAAAAAAUUGUGCAGUACAAUUCUACAUUAAUGGCGGAAGGCAUCAAAUAUCUCGAAGAAAAAUGGGGAACCAAGUGCCUAGCUAUUCCCGAGAACAUGAAAGCACCGUGUAUUCGUAUACUACAACUACCGUUUAUACCAAGAUUUUCAGACAGUUUGGGAUCAGAAGGUACUGACGUAUCCAAAGGGAAGAACUUCGAACUGAAGAAACUGAUCUUGGACCGCUUUGAUGUUUCGUCUUGCGUAGUGAUACUAGAAGGACAACUGAUGGUUAGGGUGUCGACACAGGUCUACAAUACCAUGGAUGAUUUUAUCAGACUAGGAGAAGCUGUAUUAGAACUUACUCAAAAGGAGGAAAAUGGACCGUGACAAGUGCUCAUACCGAAACUGUGAUAUUCCCAUUUUAUCUGAUAUUUUGGUUAAUAGGUCAAAUUGUCAAAUUGAAAUUACAUGUCAUAGAAUAGACUGAUUAGUAUGUAUUACAAGAGGCAAUGAAAAGGUGUUGUUACGAUGAACGACUAAUUGCCUUGACAUUAUAUUGAUGAAAAGUAUAUAGAUAUAGUAACUAUAACAGUUUUAGAAUUAUUUUAGAAUAUAUCCUUUGUUUUUAGAAAUCAGUAAACACUUAACAUAGGCCUGUCAAGUCAUAAAGCUAAAACGUUAUAUACGUGCAUCAUUAUAUGCAAUGCACCAAUUGUAUGAUAUGAGUAGCAACCAAAUGCAUUCCACAUUGAUGAUUUAUUUGUAUUAUACUGUUAUAGUCUCAUGCAUGUAAUAUGCCAUGACUAAAUAAAUAAACUUGAAACUUGAAACAUUUCUG
This is a messenger RNA of Mercenaria mercenaria, 1859 nucleotides long. RefSeq lists its product as uncharacterized. NCBI's taxonomy places the organism in Eukaryota, Metazoa, Mollusca, Bivalvia, Venerida, Veneridae. The record is from RefSeq and is a predicted model, not a curated record. The transcript is spliced from 8 exons. Bases 167 to 1408 code for a protein of 413 amino acids.